UUCAGACAAACGUACACGUUCUAGCACCCCAAAUCUGAAAGAACCCGUGAAUUUGUGCCAGAAACCUUACAUCAAAUUUGGGGGUCAUAGAAUACUGCCCAUGUCACAAAAGCGAUCCCGCAAAUCCUUCGAAGACGAGCCCAAAGACCAAGAGUCGUACGUCGUCUACGGCACUCCUCUACCACCCCUCGAUCCCGACGUUCGCGACGACGGCUCCUACGUCCCAGUAUGGAAACAAGAGGUUCGGGAUGAGCGCGGCCGCAAGCGCCUCCAUGGAGCCUUUACAGGGGGAUGGAGUGCGGGAUACUUCAACACCGUCGGGUCCAAGGAAGGGUGGGCACCCUCUACAUUUGUCUCGUCGCGCGCGAAUCGCCGGAAGGAUGACACUACUGCUAAGCAACAGAAGCCGGAGGACUUCAUGGAUGAUGAGGAUCUCGCCGACGCGGAAGAGGCAAGGAAGCUACAGACUGCGCAGGGGUUCGCCGGACUAGGGUCUACCGAUGAGGAUGGGCUUUCUCGACGGGGAGGGCUUACGGAUUUGUUCCGCGUAAAGGGGGAUACGAUGGGGAAGAAACUACUAAGGAAGAUGGGCUGGAAAGAUGGUCAGGGAAUUGGUCCUAAAAUCCGCCGGAAAGCUCGACUUGAUGCCGGUAGCAACAAGUUAAGCGGUAUUGCUCAGGAUGGAGGCGAGACGUAUCUCUUUGCGCCAGAUAACGUAGCCAUGAUCUCGUUCAACAAGAAAUUAGAUCGAAAGGGGCUAGGUCACCGAGGAGAAUCACGAUUAACACAGAUGAGAGCAAACACACGAGCGGAAGCCGGUUCGAGCUCCGACGAGGACUCGCAAAAUGGACCUUUAAUACGUCCCAACGCGCUAAAGAAGAAGAAGCCGAGUAAAUUCGGAAAGGGCGGUAUAGGCAUCGGCGUUCUCAACGACACGGGAUCCGACGAUGAGGACCCGUAUGAGAUCGGGCCGCGGAUAUCGUACAACCGGGUCAUAGGAGGCGACAAAAAGAAGAAGAAAGCGACAAGCACAACUACGUCAGCCAACCCAGCGCUGCGCUCAGCACCAGUUUUCAUAUCCCGCAAGAAAACCCUCGCUCAAGCGGGAAAAAACCUGCGAAAAUGCCACGAUGGCCGCCUCCCCCUCGACGGCUUCAUCUUCGGCACACAAACAGACGACUUGGCAUCGUCCAUCAACUCCGAAGUUAACAAAUACCCAGCCCCCAUCAUACCAGCCGACUGGAAGUCCAGCAAACAACGCAAACCCGACCCCUCAACCUCAAACACAACCUACAUUUCCACCGCCGACGCAGCCCGCGCCUCCAAACUAGACGCGCGCUCCCGCGCCGAACUCUUAGGUGAAGCCCAACUCCAAGGCAAAUCCGUCUUCGACUUCCUCUCCUCCACGGCACGCAAGCGCCUCGCCUCCGCAACCGGAAACCGCAACCUGCCCCCAGCCCUCGGCGAGAUCCCCUCCGGCUACGCCUUAAGCGACGCAGAAAAACAGCAACAACUCCUGCGCCAAAUCCCGACCAUCGACAAAGCAACCGCCGUAGCAGCAAUCGCCCGAGGCGCCGCCGGCAACGGCACCGCGCCAUACGCCGACGACGAGGCUAAGCGCAGCAGGUACAGGAAAUAUCUCGAAUGGGCCGCGGGUUUCGCCGCCUCCCCGCCCGACAAAUCCCCCGCCGUUUCCGCGGAAGCGUAUCUCCGCGAACUCCACGAGUUUCAGAAAUGCGCGUUGAUCUUUAAACCCAUGACCGGCGCCAUGGCGUCCCGAUUCACCACAUCAACGGCUUCAUCGUCGAGUUUACUAAAAGGAAACGCGAGCGGGGGAGCGGAUGCAGAUGCGGUGGUGAGCAGACCGCCCCCCAAACCGACGGAUCCGGCGGAGCAGGCGGCGGGGAUGGGGAUGUACGGCUCUAUGACGCGGAAGGUGGCGGAUUUUUAUCCGACGAGGUUGCUUUGCAAGAGGUUUAAUGUGAGGCCUCCUGCGCACGUGCAGCCGGAUCCGGAGCGCGAGGGAGGAGGAGUGGGAGGGGGUGCGGGUGUGGCGAAGGGGAGGGCCGCGGAUCCGUUUAGGGCGUUUGUUUCUGGAGGGGUGUAUUCGGAGAAUGCGAUGACGCUGGAUGAGUUAGUUAGAUCUGCGGGGACGGAGGCGCAGACGCCGGCACAGGUAGGGGAGGCGGUGACGGUGCCGGAAGGAACGCUGAAACCCCAGGCCCCGCAGGUGGUGGUUAAUGCGGAGGUUAAUGAGGUUUUGGAGGGGAAGAGGGCGGAGGAUGAUGUCCUGAAGGCCAUUUUUGGGGACAGUAGUGAUGAUGAGGAUUAACUGGGGGAGUGAGAGUAUGAAGCUGAUAAUUAUACCCCAUUGAAUACGAAUGUUCAAAGUCUAGGUAGACAUACCUAUUUACUUAUUGAUGAAGCACGGAUGU
Molecule: messenger RNA, 2435 nt
Organism: Annulohypoxylon maeteangense
Lineage: Eukaryota; Fungi; Ascomycota; Sordariomycetes; Xylariales; Hypoxylaceae
Product: DUF1604-domain-containing protein
Exons: 1
Coding region: 101-2332 (743 amino acids)
Biological process (GO): mRNA processing
Cellular component (GO): nucleus
Molecular function (GO): RNA binding
Source: RefSeq, a predicted model, not a curated record